AUUUUAAAAAUACACAACACGCUUACAUCGGUGGGUCUUGCCCAAGCAAUUGCUAGAGUAAUCUAUUGAGCUUAAAUUUGACUUGAAAAGAAUUUUCAAGACGUUCUGGCUUGUUGAAUGCUGAAAACUUUUCAUGCUUUCAAUUUUGGAACCCAGCGGAAAUCACUGAUUGAGCGGGAAGUCGCAAAAUACAGCCUAAUUUCUUGACCCAAACCGUAUGUUUUGAGGAAUUCUUGGAGCGAUCUUGAAUUUUACGGGUCUUCAAGCAUCUAAACAAAAACUCAAGUGUAGCGCGCGUGGAAAAAUGGAGUUUCUGCAGAAGUUGAAGAUAUCUGGUGGGGUGAAUUUAAGUAACUUACGCCCUUCCCGAGACACAGAGCGAACAACGGUUAAUACCUCAACUGCAAGACCGAGGACGGAUUCGAAAGAAGAUGUUUCGCUGCCGCCAAGGGGAUCGCCCGCCGCCAAAAAGAUGAAAAUCCUUCUUGUUAUUGAUUCACCCGAUACGGAUUGGGCAAAGAUAUUCAAGGGAAGGCAACUCCAUGGAGGUGUUUAUGACGUGAGGGUAGAGCAGGCUCAGUUUGCAGAUCUAAAUCUCGCUUCGUACUCAGACAGUGGUACAAUGGUUGAUAUCCAGGUCUAUCGCGAGGGAACUGUUGUUGUCAGGUCUUUUCGCCCCGACUUCGUUCUUGUUCGGCAGAGUGUGCGGGGUAUUGGGCCGAGAGAAGAUUACCGCUGUAUUCUUCUUGGGCUACAGUUUGGCAAUGUACCGAGUGUGAACUCGCUAACAUCCAUCUACAAUUUCGCAGAGAAACCCUGGGUGUUCGCUCAACUCAUCCAGCUCCAGAAGAGACUGGGCAAGGCUGAAUUCCCAUUGGUUGAACAAGCGUACUAUCCAAAUUACAAGGAAAUGCUAAUUACCCCCAAGUUUCCAGUUGUGGUGAAGGUCGGCCAUGCAAAUGGUGGAUACGGCAAGGUCUGUGUGCACAACCAUCGUAGUUUCCAGGACAUCGCCAGCAUUGUGGCGCUCUCGGACACCUACGCCACAACGGAGCCGUUCAUUCCCGGAAAAUGCGACAUCAGGAUUCAGAAAAUUGGCACCCACUACCGUGCGUUCAAGCGAACCUCCAUUUCCGACAACUGGAAAACUAACACGGGUUCGGCGGUGCUUGAGGAGAUAGCUAUCACUGACAGAUAUAAAAAGUGGGUUGACGAAUGUAGCAAGCUGUUUGGAGGUGGUCUUGACAUCAUGUGUGUGGAGGCGAUCGUAGGGAAAGACAAUAAAGAGUAUAUCAUUGAGGUGAAUGACACAGCCAUGCGACUUUUCAGUGACACACAAGAUGAAGACCAGAGAAGGAUCGCUGACCUAGUGAUCGAUAGAAUGGAAAAGCAGUAUCCACCGACCUUAGAACCCAGUACCGCCACGGGCGCCGCGCUGACAGCUGACGCGGUUGGUGGUGGUAGUGGCGCGUUCAAAGUUAUCGGGGGUCCCGGCGCACCAACAGCUUCAGAAGGGGCAACGAAGACGCCGGAGAAGAAGAAAAAUGGAAUGUUCAGUGGGUUUAUCGAUUAGUUUUCAUUUAUUGAAUGUUCUAACGGUGUGUCUAAAGAGUGGAAACUUGUAUAUCCGGGGGGGACUCCCACAUAAAAAGGACGGGGGUUAAAAAAAAGCGGGUUUGGUACCUCUGAGGGAGUUGAGCCUCAAAAUAUAUAUGUAUAUAUUAAGCUGAAAAAAAUAUGACAGGAGAUAAUGUGUUUUUUUAGAAUUGGUAC
Messenger RNA from Orbicella faveolata, 1773 nucleotides. Its product is annotated as synapsin-2-like. NCBI's taxonomy places the organism in Eukaryota, Metazoa, Cnidaria, Anthozoa, Scleractinia, Merulinidae. The record is from RefSeq and is a predicted model, not a curated record. Gene Ontology annotation, cellular component: synaptic vesicle membrane; synaptic vesicle. Gene Ontology annotation, biological process: neurotransmitter secretion. Gene Ontology annotation, molecular function: ATP binding; metal ion binding.